GAGGGAAACAGAAGGAGGGGUGAGGUAUUUAAACGCCGGAGCAGGACAGCACAGACGAAGCUCUGAACUCCCCAAGAGUGAAGGUAGUACAGGGAGAGGAAGCAGGAGAGCAGAGCUCUACAGUUUGCCCCAACGGCCAGACACACACAUGCAAACACUGACAGACAGGCACACACUCUCACGCACGCACUUUUGGACUUCCCUCCAACUCGACUAGAUCUGUGGACUCCACAAACUCUCCUCUGGAACUCUACCUGUGUCUUCCUUGCUUCCACUCAUCACCCUCCUCACCUCUUCACCCCUCCCCGCUCGGCUGCGUGAGGGCAGAUGGCCGUGGCAUGGGCCUCUCUCAGGGGCGCUUUAGGCUGUGCCCUGCUGGCCCUGGUCUUAGGUAGCAGCAGCGUGGAUUCAGCAGCCCCUCCUGCAAGUUUCUACCCCCGUUUCAACCCCUUCUUCUUCCUGUGCACCCACCACGGUGAGCUGGAGGGAGUCGGGGUGGCAGAUGGUGGGGAAGAGGUGCUUCUCACCCUCCAAAUUACAGGCGGCCCCACCGCUUACAUCCCUGGACAGGAGUACCAAGUAACCAUCACUACCAGUGUACCGUUUGAUGGCCUGCUGGUGACCGGCCUGUACACCUCCACACCUGUCCAGUCUGCUCCCAUUCCUGCUCCUGCUGCCUUUGGCUUCGGUGUGAUACCAGAGCGGCAGUUUGUUGGAACCCAGUUUGUGUGCAGUGUGGUCGCAUCACACGUCAGCCACCAGCCCGCUACCAGUUUCAGCUUUGUCUGGAUCGCUCCACCACCCGGGACCGGCUGUGUCAACUUUCUUGCCACAGCUACACAUCGAGGACAGAUAAUUUUCAAGGACGCUCUGGCCCAGCAGCUUUGUGAGCAAGGAGCUCCAACGGAAUCCCCACUGAGACCGAGUCUGGUUGAGCUUCACGGUAAGCAUGCUGUGCUACGUGACAACUUUGAUUCUAAUCUCCAAGGAGAGCUUGACCCCAGCAUCUGGUCUGAGUGCAGGAACUGUGAGUUGGGAGAGCAGUGUGGGGUACUGGUGCAUGGAAGAGCAGUUACCUUCUGUGAGCCCUUUGGAGAGCGAGAGCUGACCACAGUACCUCUGAACACCAGCACAGCCUCUGUCCUGCAGUUUGCCUUGGGCUCAGGUUCCUGCCGCUUCAGUUACUCAGACCCAAGCAUCGUUGUGUCAUACAGCCUUAGCGGGGUAGCCAAUACUUCAGAUGACUGGAUCAUACUGGAGAAGAUCAGAGCCCCCACUAACAGCAGCACUGUGGUCCACCUGCUUCCCCUGCCACCGCAGUCCAUGGCUGAUGGUGUUCGGCUGCGCUGGGCUCAGGAGGCCUCCCGUGGCCCUGAUGGCUAUGAGUCAUGCUGGGGCCUGGACAACGUGCUUCUGCUCAAUGCUGCCCAUAAAUCCCCCCUGAUGGAGGACAAUUUGGACCCACCGGAUACUUCUAACUGGCUCUUCUUCCCUGGAGCUACUGUGAAGCAUGCAUGUCAGUCGGAGGGCAAUGCUCUGUAUUUCCAUGGUGGCGAGCGAGGUAGCCACAGCUUUUCCUCCACCAGAGACAUUGACCUACACCGAGAAGAAGGGAGGAGCUACUGGGAGGAGGACUUUGAAAGCCCACCAUCAAACUGGGACAUUGACGGAGCUGUUUAUGGGACCCAGUGUGGAGAGAUCGAGUCAGGCUCAGCGCUCGUGUUUGAGAAGGAGGGUCGGCGAAGGAUGUGCACGCCCUACCUUGACACCACCUCAUAUGGAAACCUCCGCUUUUACUUUACCAUGGGUGGUGGUGACUGUGAUCCAGCAGAAUCCCAUGAACAUGAUGUGGUUCUUUUUGGAAGAUCUGAAGGCAGGAGAGAACGUGUGGUGCUGGACAUACUGCCAUAUUCAUCUUACAGGACUCCUGCGGUGGUGUCCGUGGCACUGCCCACUGAGCUUCAAGCGCCAGUCACUCAGUUCUGUCUGGAGCAGCGGUCACACGGCGGUGCCAACCGCCACAUGUGGGCUGUGGACUUCAUGCAGCUGCUGCCAGUGUUGCCUGGCACCCACACACAUGUUGCUCAGUUCUCCAUCAACCUCGGCUGUGGCUCGUACCAGCCUGCCAACAGCGUCAGUUUGGAGUUUUCCACCAAUCACGGUCGUUCCUGGUCCCUGCUCCACACUGAGUGUCUGCCAGAGUUAUGUGUCGGACCCCACCUCCCUCACAGCACCAUCUACUCCUCCGACAACUACAGCGGGUGGACCAGAAUCUCCAUCCCUCUGCCCAACGCUGCACUGACAGACAGCACACGCUUCCGCUGGAGACAGUCAGGCACUGGAGUGGGAAACAUGUGGGCCAUAGACAAUGUUUACAUUGGUCCUGCCUGUCUCCGUUUCUGUUCUGGGAGAGGACAUUGUUCACGCACAGGCUGCAAAUGUGACCCAGGUUUCAGUGGUCCAGCCUGUGAGCUGGCCUCCCAGACCUUCCCAGCUUUCCUGUCUGAGGGUUUUUCCAGUCCACGCCUCUCCUCCUACCACAGCUUCUCCUCACUUCGGGGCGCUGAAGUUAGCUUUGGGUGUGGCGUGCUGGCCAGCGGCAAAGCCUUGGUCUUCAACAGGGACAACAGGAGACACUUGGUCACUGCUCCGCUAGACAGUUCCCAGGCCAGGUACCUACAGUUCACUCUGCGGCUGGGCAGUCGCAGCACCCUCAGCUCAUGUCCUGCUCCUAACCAGCCAGGGGAAGGCGUGGUGCUGCAUUACUCCUCAGACAACAGUAUCACCUGGACUUUGCUCCAGCACUACGCUUACCAAGGCUUCCACGAGCCGAGGAUUGUGUCGGUGGAACUGCCCUCCGGUGCUCGUAAAUUUGGCGUGCAGUUCCGGUGGUGGCAGCCAUACCAUUCAGGCCGGGGCCACGAUGUGUGGGCACUGGAUGAAAUCAGCAUGACAUCUGUGCUCUUCAACACAAUAAGUCUGGACUUCAGCAAUGUGCUGGACGUCACCCAGAGUCUCGGUUUCUACCUCGGGCAUGUUCAGCCCUACUGCCAGCAUGAUUGGACUCUGAGCUUCUCUGGUGAGCCGAGCCCUGGUUCCAGUAUUCGUUACGUGGAGACCCAGUCGAUGCAGAUUGGAGCCUCCUACACUUUGCAGUUCUCUCUAGUCAUGGGCUGUGGCCGUGAGCCCUCCCCCCACAUUGACACACAAGUCCGACUGGAGUUCUCCACCAAUCACGGCCUGACCUGGCACUUAGUGAAAGAGGCCUGUCUGCCUGGCAUGCCCAGCUGCUCAGAGUUCACAGCGCCGAGUGUGUACCACCCGUCUGAGUUCAAGAACUGGAGACGCAUCACUCUGUCUCUGCCUCAGAAGACAUGGUCCAGUGCCACACGCUUCCGCUGGAUCCAGAACUACUAUGGAGAACAGGAUGAGUGGGCACUGGAUGACAUCUACAUUGGCCAGCAGUGUCCCAACAUGUGCCAUGGACACGGCUGGUGUGACCAUGGACACUGCAGGUGUGACGAUGGCUUCUCUGGUACAGACUGCCAGCCUUCCUCCCCUCUCUCCUCCAGCGUGCUCUCCGACUUUGAAUCCCAAGAUGCAUUGCUGGCCACAUGGCUGGAGGUGAUUGGUGGAGAGGUGGUGACCCCUGACUUGGGCUGUGGAGUCGUGUCAUCGGGAUCGUCCUUAUAUUUCAGCAAGGCUGGGCUGAGGCACCUAGUGAGCUGGGACCUGGACACUGAGUGGGCGGAGUUUGUACAGUUUUACCUCCGUGUAGGUGGAGAUUGGGCAGAGUGUAACCAGGCGGAUAGCAGGGAGGAGGGGGUGUUGUUACAGUACAGCAACGACGGCGGCAUUAGCUGGGGCCUCAUCGCUGAGAUGUACUUCACAGACUUCACCAAACCUCGGUUUGUUCACUACGAGCUGCCCUUAGCCUCAAAGACACCCUGCACGAGGUUCCGCUGGUGGCAGCCUCUUCACUCUGGAGAGGGCUAUGACCAGUGGGCAAUUGAUGAUGUCAUUAUUUUGUCUGAGAGAGAGAAGCACAUUAUCCCCAUGGCCAGUCCUACUCUACCACAGAACUUCUAUGAGAAGCCAGCGUUUGACUACCCUUUCAACCAGAUGAGUGUGUGGCUGAUGCUUGGUAAUGAAGGCAUGGAGAGGGAAAGCAAUAGCAGCUUCUGUGCCCCAACGCCCUCUGCCAUGGUGUUUGGACGCUCUGAUGGGGACCGGGUUGCAGUCACCAGAGACUUGGCCUUGCGUCCUGGUUACACUCUUCAAUUUAAGUUAAAUAUAGGUUGUGAAUCAGAGUUCAGCGCAUCUGCUCCAGUUAUGCUGCAGUACUCCCAUGAUGCUGGGCGUACCUGGGCACUAGUAAGAGAAGGCUGCUACCCAGGAUCACCAGGUGCAGGGAUUUGUGAGGGCAGUGGUCGUGAGCUAAGAGAUCCCACUGUCUACAACACUGGGGACUACGAACAGUGGAUCAGAAUCACUGUGGCCAUGCCACGCAAUGUUGCAGCCAGUAAAACAAGAUUCCGUUGGUUCCAGGAAAGUAGUGUGUUCAGGGAUGCACCUGCUUUCGCAUUAGAUGGGGUCUCCAUCUCUGAGCCCUGUCCAAACCAUUGUGGGGGACAUGGAGAUUGCAUCUCUGGAGUGUGCUUCUGUGAUAUGGGAUACACAGUGGAACAGGACAGUUGCGUGCCAUCUGUGGCUAGCCCGACCGAGCUGACUGAGGGCUUUGAGGGGAAGCUCAGCCCACUCUGGCAGAGCCUAAGUGGAGGACAAAUUGGAGGAGGCUGUGGCAUCAUUGGUGAGGGCAAAGCCCUUUAUUUCAGCAGCCCUGGGAGAAGAGAAGCGCACACUGUGCCUCUAGACACCACCAACACACGGUUGGUUCAGUUUUAUAUCAGAAUUGGCAGCAAGAGUUUGGGACCCACUUGUACCAGACCUCGAUCUCGUAAUGAAGGUGUCAUUGUCCAGUUCUCUACCAACAAUGGUGUUCAGUGGCAGUUUCUGAGGGAACUGGACUUUAGUUCUUUCCUGGAGCCCCAAGUCGUAACCAUUGAGCUCCCACCAUCAGCCAAAACCCCCUACACGGUCUUUCGGUGGUGGCAACCACAGCAGGGGAAACAUUCUGCCCAGUGGGCUCUGGAUGACAUUCUGAUUGGUAUGAAUGAUAGCUCCAGGACAGGUUUCCAUGACAAGUUUGAUGGUACCACUCCUCUGAGGCACAACUGGUACCGCAUUCAAGGUGGAGAGGUGACUGUGGACUGCCUGUCCCUGGACACAGCGCUCACCUUCAACUCUGAGGCCAUCGAUAAGAAGCCAAGGUAUGCAGAGAGCUGGGACUUUGAGGUGUCAGGUUCAUCCUUCCUGCAGUUUGAGCUGAGUAUGGGCUGCAGUAAGUCCUCGUCCUUCUCACAUGGUGUGCGAUUGGAGUACUCCACAGACUGCGGCCGCCACUGGUCACUCAUCACCCCAGAGUGUGUGCCUCCAGCCAUCGGCUGUGCUGGAUAUACUCAAAGCUCUAUCUAUACUUCAACCCAGUACAAACACUGGAGAAGGAUCACUGUUUACCUGCCAAGUGCUGCCAAUUCCCCUAGAACUCGGUUCCGUUGGAUCCAGACCCAUUUCACCCCAGGAGCAGAGGGCUGGGCUCUGGAUAAUGUGCUACUUGCCCCUGGAUGCCCCUGGAUGUGCUCUGGACAUGGACUAUGCGACAGUGGACGCUGUGUGUGUGACAAGGGGUAUGGCGGAGCUCACUGUGUGCCCUUAGCCCCGCUGCCAUCUGUACUGAGAGAGGACUUUAAUGAGAACCUGCAACAGGACAGCUGGCCUGAGGUCUAUGGAGCAGAGCGGGGCACUUUGAGUGGAGAGCCUCUCAAGUCUGGUGCUGCGCUUAUCUUCAAAGGGGACGGUCUACGUAUGUUGGUGUCACGUGAUCUGGACUGCACAAAUACUCUUUACAUCCAAUUUUCCUUCAAAUUCAUCACGAAAGGUAUCCCAGAGCGCUCCCACUCAGUGCUGCUGCAAUACUCAGUGAACGGAGGAAUCAGUUGGCUGCUGUUGGAUGAAUUUUAUUUUCCAACUUCCACUGAUACAUUGUUCCUCCACCUGCCACUGCCAGCCAGUGCUCAAACCAAUGCUACCCGUUUCAGACUGUGGCAGCCUUACAACGGCGGCAAAAAGGAGGAGGUGUGGGUGAUUGAUGAUCUGAUUAUUGAUGGCAGCUCCUUACACAAUCCACCAGUGGUCAUAGACAGCUUUGAAGAUGGCCCCAAUGAGUCCAACUGGCUGUUCUUUCCUGGUGGAAAUACUGGACUGUACUGUCCCUACCAGAAGACUGGCCUGGAGGAGGACGAGUCAGCCAUGGUGUUUGUCUCCAGUGAACUUGGAGAGCACUCCAUCACCACCAGGGACAUUGACGUAAAUGAAAACACGAUUAUCCAGUUUGAGAUUAAUGUGGGCUGCACAGCUGAAAGCUCCUCCGCCCACCCAGUGCGACUUGAAUUCUCACGGGACUUUGGGGCUACGUGGCACCUUCUGGUGCCACUAUGUGCCGGCGGGCCUCAGCCCUCCUCACUGUGCUCCACAGAGCUCCACCCUGCCAGCAUCUAUUUUCCUGGUACAACUCAAGGGUGGAGAAGGGAAGUCAUCCAGUUUGGCAAGUUGCGCCUCUGUGGCUCGGUGAGGUUUCGUUGGUACCAAGGUUUCUUUUCAAGUGGUUCUUCUCCACCCACAUGGGCACUGGACAAUGUCUACAUUGGACCACAGUGUCAAGACAUGUGCAACGGUCAUGGGGCGUGUGUGGGUGGCACCCACUGUACCUGUGAUCCUGGUUACUCUGGACCCGACUGCUCUAUUCCUGACACCCCAAACCCUGACUUCCUCAAGGAGGACUUUGAAGGAGGCGCUGUUGACACUGAGCAUUUCAGAUUACUGAGCGGUGGCAAACCAUCCAGAAAAUGUGGCAUCAUGUCCAGUGGGAACCACCUGUUCUUCAGUGAGGACGGGCUUCGCAUGUUGGUCACCAAUGAUAUGGACCUGUCCAAUGCCAGGUUUGUGCAGUUCUUUCUACGUUUGGGCUGUGGCAAAGCAGCUCCUGACCCACGCUCUCAGCCUGUGUUGCUGCAGUUCUCUGUGGAUGGAGGUCUCACCUGGGGCCUCCUCCAGGAGUUUCUCUUCAGCAACAGCAGCAAUCAGGCUCGCCUGGUGGCCCUGGAGAUCCCUCUUCGUGCCCGCACCUCCUCCACUCGCCUCCGCUGGUGGCAGCCCUCUGAGAACGGACACUUUUAUAGCCCCUGGGUCAUUGAUCAGGUGGUGGUAGGUGGAAGUGCUAGUGGCUGGGGACCUCUGGAAGAUGAUUUCUCCUCAGUCGAUGGACGUUCUUGGCUUCUUCACCCAGGAGGAACUAGGAUGCCUGUUUGUGGCUCCGAUGGGCCUGCUUUUGCAUUCAUCGAGAAGUCCAACACUCGUUAUGCUGUUACCACUGACAUCAGUUUAGGACAAGAUGCCUUCAUCCAGUUUGAAUUUUCUGCAUCAUGCUCGGUCACCAAUUCUUGCUACUCUGUAGAGCUGGAGUAUUCUCUAGAUCUGGGUCUGACAUGGCAGCCUGUGGUCAGGGAUUGCCUGCCUACCAGCCCUGACUGCUCUUCAUACACUCUGCAGAGGCUUCUGGUUUCUGACACUUUUAACAAGUGGGGCCGCAUCACUCUACCCAUCCCAUCAUAUGCCAGGUCUCCAGCUACAAGGUUCCGUUGGUACCAACAGGCUCCAUUUGACAAGCAGCAGACCUGGGCUUUAGAUAACCUCUAUAUUGGAGAUGGCUGUCCAGAUAUGUGCUCUGGGCAUGGACGUUGUCAACAGAGCUCCUGUGUGUGUGACCCAGAAUGGGGUGGAGAGUACUGCGAUGAGCCCGUGGUUCCAUUGCCCUCCCAGCUGAAGGACAGCUUCAGCCGAGCUCCAUCGCUCAGCCACUGGCACAUACUGACGGGUGGGAAACUCAGUACAGUGUGCGGGGCUGUGGCCUCUGGAGCAGCUCUGCACUUCAGUGGGAGUUGCAGCCGGCAGUUGGUGACAGUUGACCUGAACCUGACCAAUGCUGAGUUCAUCCAGUUCUACUUCAUGUAUGGCUGCAUGAUCCCGCCAAGCACCCGUAACCAGGGCGUGCUUCUGGAGUACAGUUUGAAUGGAGGAAUCAACUGGCAUCUCCUGACUGAGAUCUUUUACGAUUUGUACACAAAGCCUGGGUUUGUAAAUGUGCUGCUGCCCCCUGCUGCCCGCCAGGAAGGUGUGCGUGUGCGCUGGUGGCAGCCACAGCAUGAGGGGGCAGACCACAGCGACUGGGCACUGGAUAAUAUCUUGAUAGCAGGAUCAGAUCCGCGGGCACAGAUCUCUGACACAUUUGGAGGGGUGGCAUUACCAAACCAUGAAAGAACACCUGCUGAUGGGACAUCAGGAAGGAUUGGUCAAGUGAGCGAGCAGGAAGAAACCCCCAUAGUGAGCAGUCAUUGGUUGUUCUCAGAGGACUGCUCAGUACAACGCUUCUGCAGCUCUCCUGAUGGGGUGAUGGUGUGUGGCAAUGCUGAUGGGAGGGAGGUGUACGCAGUGACACACGAUAUCAUUCCAGACAAGGGCUGGGUUAUGCAAUUCAAGAUUGCAGUCGGCUGCAGUGUGCCGGAGCGCCAUGCAGACCGGCAGGUCCACAUUCAGUAUUCAGUGGACUUUGGAGUGACUUGGAAAUAUCUGGUGCCUCAGUGCCUCCCCGCAGACCCCCGAUGUGGUGGUCAGGUGUCCCAGCCUUCAGUCUUCUUCCCCGCCAUAGGCUGGAAGAGGGCAGUCUACCCUCUGCCUGACAGCCUUGCUGACACUGCGGUGCGGUUCCGGUUUUAUCAGCAGCACUCUGACAUUCAGUGGGGUGUGGAGAACUUUUACAUCGGACCAGCAUGUAAAAGCCACUGUGGGGGACACGGGGACUGUCUGGAUCAGCGCUGUCUCUGUGACCCGGGGUUCACUGGACCAAACUGCUAUGCCAGCUCUGCCCUCAAAGCCUCUCUAAAGGAGCGUUUUGACUGGGAAGGAGCAGCUGGCCCUCAGUGGCAGGUGCUGGAGGGGGGUCGGCCCUGCACAGACUGUGGUGUAUUGGUAGAGGGGAUGGCUCUGUACUUUGGAGGGGCUGAUGCCAGACAGGCCGUCACAGCUGACCUGGAUCUUCGAGGAGCCAAAUUUGUGGAGUACUGGGCCAGGAUAGGAAGUGAAGACAACAUGACCAUGUGUCACCGCCCAACAUGUCGCAAAGAGGGAGUCCUGCUGGACUACUCUACUGAUGGAGGUGUGUCGUGGACGCUGUUGCACGAGAUGGACUAUCUGAAGUAUGUAUCGGUGAGGAGAGACUACAUUGUUCUCCCAGAGACGGCUCUAACGAAUGCUACUCGUCUGCGCUGGUGGCAACCUUUUACUGUUUCCUCUGGUCUGGCCACACCCAGUCUGGAAAGAGCCCAGUGGGCCAUAGAUAAUAUCUUGGUUGGGGGGUCAGACAUCAAUCCAUCAACCCUGCUCGAUACCUUUGAUGACGAGGGUGUUUCUCACGAGGAGAGCUGGAGUUUUUACCCCAAUGCAGUGCGCACAGCUGGCUUCUGUGGAAACCCCUCAUUCCACCUGUACUGGCCGAACAAGAACCAAGACAGGACGCACAACAUACUGGCCACUCGUGAACUCAUAGUGCAGCCUGGAUAUAUUUUACAGUUCAAGAUUGUUGUUGGCUGUGAGGCAGAUCCCUGUGAAGACCAUCAUUCUGUCCUGCUGCAGUACAGGAAGGAUGCAAGGUCUGACUCAUGGCAGCUGGUACAGUCGGAGUGUCUCCCCUCCUCGGUCAACAACGUGGGCUGCUCUCCCUUCCAGUUUCACGAAUCCACAAUCUAUAGUCCAGUUAACAGCUCGACAUGGACCAGGGUCACCGUGCAGCUGCCUGACCACGUUUCCUCAGGGGCGACCCAGUUCCGCUGGAUUCAGAAGGAGGGGACAGAAGAGCGGCAGAGCUGGGGAGUUGAUCACGUGUACAUCGGAGAGGCGUGUCCUGGGCUCUGCAGCGGCCAUGGAUACUGUACAAGUGGAGUGAUCUGCAUCUGUGAUGAGGGAUAUCACGGUGACGACUGCUCCCUCUCCAGUAGUGACCUGCCAAGUUCCAUCAAGGACAACUUUGAGUCCCGCAGUGUGUCUCAGGAGAGCUGGCAGCUGAUCCAGGGUGGUGGGGUGGGCAGUGGCUGUGGGCAGCUGUCACCACACGCACACGGUGACUCGCUCUACUUCAGCGGCUGUAAGAUGAGGCAGGCUGUGACCAAACCUCUGGACCUCACUCGAGCCAGUAAGAUCAUGUUUGUGCUGCAAAUCGGCAGCGUGUCUCAGACAGACAGCUGCAACAUAGCUCUGGAUCAGGCCAACACGGUGGACCGGGCCGUGCUGCUGCAGUACAGCAUCAACAACGGAGUCAGCUGGCACGUCAUUGCCCAGCACCAGCCCAAAGACUUUAUAAAGGCCCAGAGAGUCUCCUACAACAUCCCACUAGAGGCGAGGGUUAAAGGGGUGAUGCUGCGAUGGUGGCAGCCACGCCAUGAUGGUGCAGGACAUGACCAGUGGGCGCUGGACCAUGUGGAAGUAGUUCUUGUCAGCACUCGUAAACAAAACUACAUGAUGAACUUUGCCAGACAGACGGGGGUACGCCACUACUACAGCCGCAAGAGGCGGGCCCUGCGACAGCGCGCCUGAAUCCCCGCCCCCGAGGAAGGAUUUGCCUGUUGACCUGCCAAUCACACACUGAUCUGCCAUGCACAUCCUUAUUUUUCCCCCUGACAGCAUAGUGCCCCGCUGACUUCUGUUGACCAGUGGACUUAGACAACCCCGACCUCUCAUCCCCAACCCUGAGGCAAUCAAGGCCUUUCCAACCACAUGGGUUGGUGAGAACAAAAUUCAGAGGGAAUUGUGAUGUGGCAGUUUUGUUUACUUUUUUCCACCAUGGACUGUCGGGGUUUGUAGUUGUUUUCUAAUUGUUGCUGUGGUUCUUUUGAUUCCUAUUCUUACUUGUGAUAUCCCGCCCUUUGGCAUAUCUUCCCUGCUGGUCCCGAUUCAUCCCGCUCCUGUUCCUAUCACACUGUGAAAUCAAAAGUUAAUAUAUUUCUGCUCAACUGACCAGCCAAUUGGAGAGUUGCCUCCUUGUUCCGCCGAGCCGCCGGGGGAGGACAACUACCGCCACAAGUAUGUCAGGAGAACAACCACGAUGACAAUACUGACCACGAGGAGGAAAAAAAGAUGCUUAAAAAAAUACUGUGUUCUUGCUGUUCUGUGUGUCUGUGAGUUCUUUUUGUGAUGAGUUGACUGUGGUGUUCUGUUUGUUUGUUUGUUUGUUUGUUUUCUACUAAUUCACAUGCUUUUAAAGGGGGAGGGGUGGCGCUGCGCUCUGUUUCCUUUUCUUCGUUGAUCUGGAGCGGUUAUGGGCUUGGUAGAGCAAGCCCCGCCUCUACAGCAAGAAGGAAUGAAAGAAGGAUUUGCACGACAGGGAAAAGAGAAAAUAAGUGGGGAAAAAAGACUCAGUGUUUGUUUUUUAAUUUUUUUUAUAUAUGUUGGUUCCCGAAGAUACAGAUAUUUAUGGUAAAUGGUUCUUCACGUAACCUAUUUAAGAUGCACUGUGCGUGAAAUCUGUAUGUUAUUUUCUAGUGUUAAGUUAUUAGGCAGUCAAGUGAGGCUCUUGGACUGUACCUUCUCCCCGCUCCCUUCUCUUGUGGUGUUUCCUGCCCCGUCCUUCUCUCUCUGCUGAUUCCCAAUACAUGGAGGUGAGGCUCUAUCAGUGUUGUUUUUUUGAAGUCUGUGUAAUAUGGACCUUCUGCCCCCAGUGUAACUCCAGUAUAGCAAUCUCCUGUAUAUAUAUGUAUAUCCACUAUGGGGAGACCCAGCAGCCUUAUCAAAGGGAAAUAAAGAACUGUCCAAACCUCA
Molecule: messenger RNA, 11985 nt
Organism: Thalassophryne amazonica
Lineage: Eukaryota; Metazoa; Chordata; Actinopteri; Batrachoidiformes; Batrachoididae
Gene: reln
Product: reelin
Biological process (GO): neuron migration; central nervous system development
Molecular function (GO): lipoprotein particle receptor binding
Source: RefSeq, a predicted model, not a curated record